UUCUUCUCUUUCUAGUUUUUCUUAUAAUUCAAACUUUCGAAUAUUAUCCCAUGUGAUGAUUUAAUGGAGCUUUGCCUUGUCUUAUGAGUGUGUGUUGAGGGACUUAGUAAUCGAUUGGCUGAAGUGUUAAUCCUUCUGGAGCAUUAUUGAAUUAAAAUGGUUUCUUUUGUUCAUUGUGAGUUUUUGUAACACUUCAAAUUCAACAACAUUGUAAAACCCUCUUCACUGCUCAAAACUCGAGAUAUCGUUCUGUGUUGAGGGUGGUAUUGUAAGGAACAUCAGAUUGUUAUAGAGCAGAGGGAACAUAUCAAAAUUUGUUGGAGGACUUAUACAAUUGAAUAGGAGGCUUUAGACAAACUUGGUCUGGAGUGAAUUUUGGUAGAAGUGAAUACAAAGUAAAUGUAUGGAUCGGAGGGAAGCUAUGGCAUUACGUGGAUCAGCUUCCUAUUAUGUGCAGAGAGGGAUGCCUGGAUUACAACAAAGUGCACAAUUUGAAUCAAAUUUUGGGGGCAGCUCAACUGUCUCAACAUUACCAGCUGAGCCUUCAUUGACAAUUCCACCUCAUAGAGUUAAUGUUGGUGCACCAUCUGCUGUGCCACCGGGUGGGCCUGUGCGAAGAAAGAGGGGAAGGCCUCGCAAAUAUGGACAUGAUGGAACAGUGGCAUUGGGAUUUGGUCCAUCUUCAGCUAUACCUCCGGUGAAGUUAACACCAAUUCAGAAGCGGGGUCGGGGGCGGCCACCAGGGACUGGGAGAAAGCAACAAUUAGCUUCUGUUGGUCAAUGGCUGUCUGGUUCGGCUGGGAUGGGUUUUACUGCACAUAUCAUUACUAUUGCUGUGGGAGAAGACAUCACAACAAAGAUAAUGUCAUUCUCACAGCAAGGUCCUAGAGCUAUAUGUGUCCUGUCAGCCAAUGGGGCCAUCUCCACUGUGACUCUUCGUCAGCCAUCAACUUCUGGCGGCACAGUCACAUAUGAGGGGCAUUUUGAGAUAUUGUGUCUGUCAGGCUCUUAUUUGCCCACUGAUAAUGGUGGCCCCCAUGGCCGAACUGGUGGUCUUACUGUCUCCCUGGCGAGUCCUGAUGGCUGUGUCAUUGGUGGUGGUGUUGGGGGAGUGCUAAUAGCAGCUAGCCUUGUUCAGGUAACUUCCUAUGAAUUGCUGUAGCAUUUUAACUACUGGCUGUUCCUUAUCGUAAUUCUCAUACCUCAGAAUUGCCAUUUCGUUUCUAUAGAAGUGGAGGAUUUAAGUACUUAGGAAAUGUUUUUGCAAAGUUGUCCCAUUUCCACAACUUCUCUGUACAAGGCCUUGCCUUUAAUGCCUUCAUCUAGACUAGGGAAAGACUAAAAACAAUACCAAAAAGAAACGAAGUUUUAAUUUCAGUAGGAUAAUGUUUGUUUAUGAUGUAAACCUUGGACGGUUAGCCAGCACAAGCAGAUUCAAUAGAGUACAUAAUGAAGUUUUCUUUCUGAGCCCAAGUGGAUGAUGAAUGCUUCAGGUGAUAGUGGGGAGCUUCUUGUACUGUAGUUCAAAGAAAAAGAACAAGACUGGGGAAACAC
Messenger RNA from Ilex paraguariensis (yerba mate), 1554 nucleotides. Lineage: Eukaryota; Viridiplantae; Streptophyta; Magnoliopsida; Aquifoliales; Aquifoliaceae. The record is from the annotation of a GenBank genome assembly.